CAAGCGCUUUGUUUGCUUGAGUAAUCGCUUCCGGAUUUGUAAAAAUCAUAUGAGAUAAACAAAUUUAUUUGAUUUUUGCUAACUUAUUCAGUAUAGUCGUCUGUAUUUACUGCUAGAUUAGUCUAGACAUUAUAUACUAUAGCUCUGACACAAAUUUCACAAUGUCUUUCUUCUCAAAGAAACCUACUGUUGAACAACAAUUAAAGUCCAAUGACAGAGUAUUGCGAAAAACCCAGAGGGAUUUGGAGAGGGAUAGGAACAAAAUGGAGAGAGAAGAAAAGAAGCUGGAAAUGGAUAUAAAGAAAGCAGCUAAACAAGGAAAUAAACAGGCAUGUACAGUACUAGCCAAACAGUUAGUGGCCUUGAGAAAACAGAAAACAAGAAGUUACAAUACAGGGUCUAAAAUAUCAGCUGUUGGAAAUCAACAGAAGAUAAUGCACUCCAAUAUGAAAAUGGCAGGAGCUAUGGGGACAACUACUAAGACUAUGCAACAGAUGAACAAAGUAAUGGACCCACAGAAAACAGCCAAGAUGAUGCAGGAAUUUGAAAAAGAAUCUACAAAAAUGGAAAUGUCAGAAGAAAUGAUAAAUGACACACUGGAUGAUAUUUUGACUGAAUCUGGAGAUGAGGAGGAGCAAGAUGCAAUUGUCACCCAGGUGUUAGAUGAGAUAGGCAUAGAUAUCACUGGAAAGAUGUUGGAUGCCCCAUCAGCUCAUGGAGGGAAACUGGGCGAGUCCUCAAAAGCACGGGCAGCAGAUGAUGAAAUUGAGAAACAGUUAGCAGCAUUAAAAGACUUAUAGUGAUUGUAGACUGUGACUAGAAUAUUGUUUUAAAUUCUGAGCAAAUGUGAUCCAGUCUAGACUGUGUCUUGAAGAAAGCUGAAAAUACCAAGUUGCUUAGAAGCAGUCUGGACUGUGUAUAAAACAGAGAAAGAGUUUGAGAAAGUAUGACUAUUUGGUCUAGUAAAUUAAGCAUGUCACUCAGGUUUACUCUUUAAUAAGCCUUUAUUUUUCUCAGCUUUUAAUUAUAAGCCAUAAGAAAAUAUAUUUAUAUUUAAAUGAAACAGAAGAAAAGCAUUGAUAUCGCUGAGAUUUUUAGGCUAUAAUUGGCCCUUUAUGGCUGAAGAGAUACGAAGAGUUUUUUUUCAAGAAUGUCUGAAUUAUAAACUUUUUUUUCCAGAAACUUAAGCUAAAAAGUGAAAUGAGAAAAACAUGUUUAUCUAUUGUUUCAUGCAACAUGCUCUGAAGUUAUUUUUUUUAAGGAAAACACGAUAUCUUUCCAUUACCCACAAAAAUUUGAUCAGAGAAUACUAAAGCACAGCAUAUUGUUGUGAAAGUUGCUGGUAACUUCUUGUUUAUAUUCAUAAUUAUGUUAUUGUAUACAUGUAUGUUAUUAUUUUCUUUUAAUACUGUAAAUAUAAGUGUGUGUUAAAUGUAAGUGCAUUCUGUCGAAAAAAAAAUCUCCUGUAACAUUAUCGUUUCAAAGCAAAAAAGUUCAACAGAAAUAGAAAAUGACUGAAAGUGAGAGAUGUUGCACAUUUCAUUACCUCACAUGAACAGACCAGACUCAGUCAAACCUAGUUUGCUACUAUCAUUGCUUGGUGGUGUUCUAUGCUUCCAAGGCAUCUUUUCACAGAUUUUGUUGCUGAUAUUACCGGUAGUUUCAAGGCAAAAGCUAUUUUGUUCUUCUGUUCUUUGGAUACAUACAUGUACUCACAUAUACUGACAUCUGUGCGAAGAAUUGAAAGAAUUGGUAAAAUUGCAUGUAUGAUUACAUGUAAACAAAAUGUAACCUGUUAUAAUUAAAAAUGCAUGUACACCAAUGGUUAACAUUCUUAUUUUGAAACUCUUGCAUAGGUGAUGGUUUAAAAACUGAUGGAAUUUUGAUCUGUACAUGUGACAUUCUUAAAUAGACAGAAGUUUGAAAUAAGAUUGCACACAAGUUUUGCAGUACAGGUUAACAAUAUUGGAAAAGGUACAUAACUGUACCAGUUUUGUACACUUGAGAACUUUGACAGUGACUUCGAAUCUCUAUCUCCCAUCCUGUUUUAUGUACAAUAUAACCAGGCUGAUGGCUGUUGAAUUAAACAAUGUUUUUAUCAUUUGUAUCGGUAGGUAUUUUUUCUCAAUAAAGAUACAAUGUUAAAAUUAUUUAAGUUCAAACAGCAGAAAAAAAGAUACUGUAGUACAUUUAAAAGGAAAAUAUUUACUGGAAAAUGUAAAUGGGAAAUGGGAAAGUUUUAUUUUUAGCUUUAAUGAAGUCUGUGGGAAGUUGUUAAAAUAGUUUUUCCUGGUUUAAAGGCUUGAUUUUUAGUACUUCUGGUAUUUAAAACCUACAUUGAUUAUCUGAGUUCUUGAGGUUCUCAGGCCAGUAAUUGCUCUAUGAUAUAACCAUUAUAUUAGUAAUUAUUAAAGAAAUUACAGAAUUUUCUAUUUUAAAGAUGUGAAAUGUUAAUAUUAUAUGAUUAUAUUUUAUUGAUUUUUCAUCUUGAAUUGUGCCGUUAAGCAUAUCAGGCUAUUUCAUUGUUAUUUCUGAAUUGUGUAUAUUUAUUAUUAUGUUGAUAUGUAUUUACAAAUGAAAACCUUCCUUCUAUCAA
Messenger RNA from Mercenaria mercenaria, 2596 nucleotides. RefSeq names its product charged multivesicular body protein 2b-like. Gene Ontology annotation, biological process: endosome transport via multivesicular body sorting pathway; protein transport; late endosome to vacuole transport. The transcript has 8 exons. NCBI's taxonomy places the organism in Eukaryota, Metazoa, Mollusca, Bivalvia, Venerida, Veneridae. Gene Ontology annotation, cellular component: multivesicular body; ESCRT III complex. The record is from RefSeq and is a predicted model, not a curated record. The coding region runs from base 162 to 800 and encodes 212 amino acids.